This is a messenger RNA of Ostrinia furnacalis (Asian corn borer), 2244 nucleotides long. It is a transcript of the gene PHO, whose product is annotated as pleiohomeotic. The record is from RefSeq and is a predicted model, not a curated record. The transcript is spliced from 12 exons. Gene Ontology annotation, molecular function: DNA-binding transcription factor activity, RNA polymerase II-specific; RNA polymerase II cis-regulatory region sequence-specific DNA binding. The coding region runs from base 300 to 1466 and encodes 388 amino acids. Gene Ontology annotation, biological process: regulation of transcription by RNA polymerase II. Lineage: Eukaryota; Metazoa; Arthropoda; Insecta; Lepidoptera; Crambidae. Gene Ontology annotation, cellular component: chromatin; transcription regulator complex; PcG protein complex.
UCUGCCUGCGUUUUCGAGUGCGAGCGGCUGUGGAGCGGGCGUCCAUUUUGCUUCGCCAUAUUGAAUUUGGUCGGACAUCUUUGGACGCCAUGUUUAGUCGGACAUAUUUUAUAAACAUUUUCGCGUAAAUUUCAAAUAUUUUUGAGCCUAAAUAGCGAACUUUUUUUCACUGAAAACUGUGGCAUUGAUUGCGUAUAGAAUUGGGUGGAAAAAUUCUGUGCCUACGCAGCAGUCCAAAAGUGUCUCUAGGGGGCCGUGCAGCUUUUGUUACAAGAUAAAUACAGAAGGCGCGGUCCAAGAUGAUGAACCAGGAGAUAAUGUGCGAGGUGGAGAUCGGCACCCACGGGUCUAUGGUGGAGAUCGAUGGGGACGAUCAAGUCGGAGUUAAGUACGAGAUCGAAGCUGGUCAGUACGAAGAGUACAUCACCGAUGAUCAGUAUGAAGAGGUUGAGGAGCAGGUUAUUGGCAUGCAGCAUUUGGAAGAAGUGGGCAGCGAAGAGGUGAUACUGCCAGGCAUCUCUGGCGAAGAGGUGCUACAAGCAACUGUUGAGAACUAUGACGGGCUGUAUCCCACACCACCGUCUACUAGCAGAAGAGGUCGCGGCAGGCCCCGCGCUAAUGCUAACAAUAACACCAACAACAUACAUCAUUUGAUGCCUAUUGGCGAAGUCCCCAUGGGUUUAAUGGAGGGAGUCAACACAGGCCGAGGCGCCACGCGGCGAUGGGAACAGAAGCAGGUGCAGAUCAAAACCAUGGAAGGAGAGUUCUCGGUCACUAUGUGGGCUACGGGGGAAGAUGAUGAUGACGGUUCAAAUCCGGAGCCAGAUCCCGACUACACAGAAUACAUGACCGGCAAGAAAAACAUAUUAGGAAACGAGACAAUGCCAGGUUUAGAUCUAUCGGAUCCAAAGCAACUAGCAGAGUUUGCGCGCCCCGGACACAAAAUUAGGCUAAAGAAACCUAUAGCGGAAACAUCGGACAGGACUAUUGCAGCGUGCCCCCACAAAGGUUGCGGCAAGAUGUUCCGCGACAACUCGGCGAUGCGCAAACAUUUGCACACGCACGGACCGAGGGUACACGUUUGCGCUGAAUGCGGUAAAGCGUUUGUAGAAAGUUCAAAGUUAAAAAGGCAUCAGUUAGUCCACACGGGGGAGAAGCCUUUCCAAUGCACCUUUGAAGGCUGCGGGAAGCGAUUCUCGUUAGACUUUAACCUCAGAACGCACGUAAGAAUCCACACGGGCGACCGCCCCUACGUGUGUCCCUUCGACGGAUGCAACCGGAAGUUCGCGCAAAGCACUAAUCUCAAGUCGCAUAUCCUCACGCACGCCAAGGCUAAGUCAAGAAACUCGCUGUCCCGUAACGGUGGCAACAACUACGAAUCAGCCCGGACCACACCGCAGUACGUUCAGUUAGAAAUGUCCCAAGACGACUCGAACCCUCAAUUGAUCUUCUACACGCACGAAUGAACGUGGACAAUAAACAAAAGACAGCUGGCAAGACUCGAGAGAAGAUUAAGAGACUUAUGGAGCAAUACUUGUGAACGGUGAAUGAUUUGUGUGAAAAUGAUUAAAAUUUUGCUCGUAAUAAAGCGUUGAUCGUUGAAAAUUACAGAAAUAAUCGAUCAAUGAAAAUUUUUGAUCGUAUAUGAAGCCAGAUUCAAUGGUUUGGCUAUCAGUCAAAUCCAAGCAAGUACCCGGGUCAAAAAAUGCAGAAAUAAAUGGAAAGAGUCCGAAGACUGGUUUCACGGAUGAAGAAAUACAUAUAUCACGAAUAGUAACGCUAGUCAAGAUGUGCAAGUGUCUCCUGGGCCACAGUUACUGUCAAUUGUUUUGUAAAGUGAACGUAAAACUUGUAAAUAGUGUUGCGAAGUGAGUUAGUGUUAGAAACGUGUAAAUAUUGUCCAAAAGUUUAAAAAGACUUAUGUACAGUGCAAGGACAGUUGUGUCAAAAGUGAGAAGAAUAAAUAAAUUUUUGCUAUACGUCACUUAUGAGACUGGUUUGUGACGGUGAGGUGAGUUUGUAUCUAGUGAUAUGUUUUCAGUUGUUUGGUUAAAUGAAGUCAAAUUAUUUUGAAAUAUUUUGGCUUUAAAAUGAAAUGUACAGGAAUACCCUGUAUGUAAUGUAAAAAUUCAAAUAAUCCAAAAACAGUCUGGUUUUACAACUCUACAAUUACGUAACGCAAUAGUUUUAAGUUUUCAUCAACUAUUUCUUAACUAAUCGUUAAAAUGUAGCCCCAUUAUUAUU